GCUUGCACUUUCUUACCCGCGACCUCAUCCUUCGCAAGGCAAACUUUGAUGGAGAAUUUCACACCGCGCUGGAAAAAUGCCUGUUAUGAAAGGAUUACUGGCACCUCAGAACACCUUCCUGGACACCAUCGCCACUAGGUUUGACGGCACACAUAGUAACUUCAUCCUUGCAAAUGCUCAGGUGGCUAAAGGAUUCCCCAUAGUUUACUGUUCCGAUGGCUUCUGUGAGCUUUCUGGAUUUGCACGAACGGAAGUCAUGCAGAAGAGCUGCAGCUGUAAAUUUUUAUAUGGUGCUGAAACAAAUGAGAUGAUGAUUCUUCAAAUUGAAAAGUCGCUGGAAGAAAAGAUAGAAUUCAAAGGAGAAAUCAUGUUUUACAAAAAGAACGGGUAUUCAUUUUGGUGCCUAUUGGACAUUGUCCCUAUUAAGAAUGAGAAAGGCGAUGUAGUUCUGUUUCUAUCCUCUUUCAAAGAUAUAACGGAUACAAAAGUGAAGGUUUCUCUGGAAGAUAAAAAAGAAGAAAAAUUCAAAGGAAGAGGGAGAGCAGGAUCACAUUUUGAUUCAGCCCGCAGACGGAGUAGAGCAGUCCUUUAUCACAUCUCUGGACACCUACAAAGAAGAGAAAAGAACAAAUUAAAAAUUAAUAAUAAUGUUUUUGUAGAUAAACCAGCAUUUCCAGAAUACAAAGUUUCAGAUGCAAAAAAGUCGAAAUUCAUACUUUUGCAUUUUAGCACUUUCAAAGCUGGCUGGGACUGGCUUAUUUUAUUGGCAACGUUUUAUGUUGCCGUGACUGUACCUUACAAUGUUUGCUUUAUUGGCAAUGAUGAUCUAUCUACAACCCGAAGCACAACUGUCAGUGACAUUGCAGUGGAAAUUCUUUUUAUCAUAGCAGAUAUUAUUUUAAAUUUCCGAACAACGUACGUCAGCAAGUCUGGCCAAGUAAUAUUUGAAGCGAGAUCUAUUUGUAUCCACUAUGUGACUACCUGGUUCAUCAUUGAUUUAAUUGCUGCACUUCCUUUUGACCUGCUUUAUGCUUUUAAUGUCAAUGUGGUGUCCAUCGUUCACCUUCUCAAGACUGUACGAUUGCUGCGUCUUUUACGUCUUCUUCAGAAGUUGGAUCGCUAUUCCCAGCACAGCACUAUUGUUCUGACACUUCUUAUGUCUAUGUUUGCGUUGUUAGCUCAUUGGAUGGCUUGCAUUUGGUAUGUCAUUGGAAAGAAGGAGAUGGAGAAAAAACCAUUCACUUGGGACAUAGGUUGGCUUCAUGAACUAGGAAAACGUUUGGAGUCUCCCUACCUUGGCAAUAAUACAUCAGGAGGCCCAUCCCUCAGAAGUGCCUAUAUUGCUGCCCUGUACUUCACCCUCAGCAGCCUCACCAGCGUUGGGUUUGGUAACGUCUCAGCCAACACCGAUGCGGAAAAGAUUUUUUCCAUUUGCACAAUGCUGAUAGGGGCUUUGAUGCAUGCCUUGGUGUUUGGUAAUGUGACUGCUAUUAUUCAAAGGAUGUACUCCAGGUGGUCCCUUUAUCACACAAGAACCAAGGACCUGAAGGAUUUCAUAAGGGUCCAUCACCUACCACAGCAGUUAAAGCAAAGGAUGCUUGAAUAUUUCCAAACCACCUGGUCUGUCAAUAACGGAAUAGAUUCCAAUGAGCUAUUAAAGGACUUUCCUGAUGAGCUGCGCUCUGACAUCACCAUGCACUUGAACAAGGAGAUUCUGCAGCUGUCCCUUUUUGAGUGUGCCAGCCGCGGGUGCCUCAGGUCUCUGUCUCUGCAUAUCAAAACCUCCUUUUGUGCUCCUGGGGAGUACCUCCUCCGGCAGGGAGAUGCCUUGCAGGCUAUCUAUUUUGUGUGCUCAGGUUCCAUGGAAGUUCUAAAAGACAGCAUGGUGCUGGCAAUUCUAGGUAAAGGAGAUUUAAUUGGCGCAAAUCUCUCAAUUAAGGACCAAGUGAUUAAAACAAAUGCUGAUGUGAAAGCUCUAACCUACUGUGACCUCCAAUGUAUAAUUCUCAAAGGACUCUUUGAAGUGUUAGACCUUUACCCAGAAUAUGCUCACAAGUUUGUUGAAGAAAUUCAGCAUGAUCUCACAUAUAAUCUUCGGGAAGGCCAUGAAAGUGAUGUAAUCACAAGAUUAUCAAACAAGUCUGCAAUCUGUCAGGCAGACUCGAAAGGAAAUGGAAGCAUCAACAAGAGACUUCCCUCUAUUGUGGAAGAUGAGGAAGAAGAGGAGGAGAUGGUAGAAGAGGAGGCCGGUACUCUUUCUCCAGUCCAUACCAGAAGCACAACCUCCUCCUCCCAGCAGAAAAAGUCAGGAAGCAAUAAAAGCUAUCUUGGGAUAAACUUGAAACAGUUGGCCUCAGGAACUGUGCCCUUCCACUCACCUAUCCGAGUUUGCAGUGCAACCUCCUCUAGAACCAAGCAUGAAAUGGAACUGCAUUAUUACUCCAAAAGGAGAGAGAAGAACCUGAAGCUCCACCUUUCAUCCCUAAACAGCACUGGUCCCCCAGACCUCAGCCCCAGGAUCGUUGAUGGAACAGAAGAUGGAAACAAUAAUGAGGAAAGCCAGACAUUUGACUUUAGCUCUGAACAACUCAGGCAGGAUUCCAGAGCAUCUCCUACCAUCAGGGAGAAUGAAGUUGGCGCUGCUGUGCUAGUUAUCAAAGCGGAAGAAGCAAAGCAACAGAUCAACAGGCUUAAUAAUGAGGUCACUGCUUUGACUCAAGAGGUCUCUCAGUUAAGCAAGGACAUGAAGAAUGUGAUGCAUCUCUUGGAAAACCUGGUCGUGGCACAGAAGUCCCCGGAGUUUUGCGCCGUGCACGGCACAGCCGUGAGCCCCAACAUGGAAAGCUUACAGACUAGAAUGACUUGGCCUACACACCAGCCGUGUAUGCAUAUGCAGGUUCCGAAUGUCACCUGCACCAAAGCACAGCUCUGCCAUUCCAAUACGAUAGCCGGCAUCUGGAACAUGGAUGCAACCUCCGUAGGUAGUGGCCCGCAAAGGACUGAAUCCCACCUUCAAAAUUCUGCAGGUGGCGAAUUUUAUUAUACGUCGGGCCUUGAACAUUCCCCCUCCCACUACCACGUGAUCCAGAAAGAUCACCUGCAGUUUGUGAGUUGCACCUCACCGCGUUCGGACACCACUUUGACUCCUCUCCAGUCCAUUUCGGCAACUCUUUCCUCCUCCAUGUGCUCUUCGUCGGAUACGUCCUUGCACCUUGUGUUGCCCAGCAGGUCCGAGGAAGGCAGCUUUAGUCAGGGAGCGGUCAGUUCGCUAAGCCUCGAGAACCUGCCAGGCUCUUGGGACCUGGAAGGAACUACGGGGACAGCAGCAGCACAGACCUCAGAAGACUUUCCUCUGGAUGUCAUGAAAAGCACAGUGGAUAUUAAAGACAGCAAAGCCAUAAACGUAUAAUGGAAACGGUGACGUGAUAACACUUCAAGCAUGCUCCACAACUGCCAGCUUGUAAACUUGACUCAGUACUGCAUGACAUUUUUUUUUUGCCUUUUCCUCAGAUGCUCAUGGAAAUUUGCAAACACAAAAAUUGGCGACUCGUGCAAAGGCAAAGGUUUGACCAGCGCAUAUGCAGAGAGGUGAUUUCUAGAUUUAAGAAGCACAUUGAAAAAGCCUUUUCUACACAGAUUGUAGCUUAACUGGACUGCUCAACAGACUUUUGUGACACUCUGCAGCUCCUGAGGGACAAAGUAGCUGGACCACGAAGACUGAGGAGCCUUGGCACAGGAGGUCUUUGUUGUGUGGAGCAAAGGGUUUUCCACCCCCUUACUGCCUGAUUGUUGCCGCCAGACAAUAUCAGCUGCAUUGUUUGCUUCAGGUGAUCGAGGCUCCUGCUAGUAUUUAUGCCAGUGCUGCAAAGGCAAAGGGACAAUCACCACUGCAUGUCACCUCCUUGACAAUCAACCAAAUAGAGCUGGUAGAGAGUGGUUAAUUGUUGCACGCUCUUUGUUAUGUAAAUCAGACCUCUUUGUCAAAAAUACUAUUUUUCUAUACUUGGUAAGAAAUAUGUACUGAAAAUAUUUAUAAGGAGACUAAUCAGGAUUUUGUUUUUCCUUUUUUUGGGUAACAAUGCUUGCCAUUUUCAGA
Molecule: messenger RNA, 4096 nt
Organism: Lacerta agilis (Sand lizard)
Lineage: Eukaryota; Metazoa; Chordata; Lepidosauria; Squamata; Lacertidae
Gene: KCNH8
Product: potassium voltage-gated channel subfamily H member 8
Exons: 16
Coding region: 77-3409 (1110 amino acids)
Biological process (GO): regulation of membrane potential; potassium ion transmembrane transport
Cellular component (GO): membrane
Molecular function (GO): voltage-gated potassium channel activity
Source: RefSeq, a predicted model, not a curated record